This is a messenger RNA of Prunus mume (Japanese apricot), 1179 nucleotides long. RefSeq names its product protein-L-isoaspartate O-methyltransferase 1-like. The record is from RefSeq and is a predicted model, not a curated record. Gene Ontology annotation, cellular component: cytoplasm. Gene Ontology annotation, biological process: protein modification process. Gene Ontology annotation, molecular function: protein-L-isoaspartate (D-aspartate) O-methyltransferase activity. NCBI's taxonomy places the organism in Eukaryota, Viridiplantae, Streptophyta, Magnoliopsida, Rosales, Rosaceae.
AAUGGAAAAUUGGAGAAAGGUGUAGAGAAAGCGUGGCAAAUGCGUAAGCUACUCUCCCCAGCGAGAGCAACAAGUGCUGUAGUAGGCCUAGGCCGCUUAGCGUAUGAUUCCCGCUAUCCAGCGCCCACUGUGCAACACCUCUUAACCUUUACCACUCUCUCUUUCUUUCCUCACUCUCAUCAUCAUCAUCGCCAUAGUCAUCGCCCUCGUCCUCGCACACUCACACUUCUCCCCGCCACCUCUCUCUCCUUCUGUCCUCUCCUCCAAAACCCUAAUUUCCUCACGGGUAACUCCCUCUUCCGCGGAAUGGAGCAAUUCUGGUCCCAUAGUAGCGUUAAGAAGAACAAGGCAAUGGUGGAGAAUUUGCAGAGUUAUGGAGUGAUUAGCUCCAAAAAGGUUGUUGAAGUGAUGGGGACUAUUGAUAGAGCUUUAUUUGUGCCUGAUGGGACCCCACCUUAUGUUGACUCCCCCAUGGCAAUAGGUUAUAAUGCCACCAUUUCUGCACCUCAUAUGCAUGCAACAUGCCUUCAGUUGUUGGAAGAGAAUUUGCAGCCUAAUAUGCGUGCUUUGGAUGUUGGUUCAGGGACAGGAUAUUUGACAGCUUGUUUUGCCUUGAUGGUUGGGCCACAAGGCCGUGCAGUUGGUGUAGAGCACAUUCCUGAGUUGGUUUCUUCCUCAAUCGAGAAUAUUAAAAAAAGUGCAGCAGCACCGUUAUUGAAAGAAGGUUCCCUCUCAGUGCAUGUCGGUGAUGGAAGGCUAGGUUGGCCAGAAUUUGCACCUUAUGAUGCCAUUCAUGUUGGUGCAGCUGCACCAGAAAUCCCACAACCACUUAUUGACCAGUUGAAGCCCGGAGGCAGAAUGGUGAUUCCAGUGGGAAACAUAUUCCAGGAUUUGAAGGUUGUGGACAAGAACUUGGAUGGCUCUAUCAGUGUCCGGACAGAAACUUCAGUUCGUUAUGUUCCUCUCACAAGCAAAGAUGCUCAGUUGCGAGGCUCUUGAGGCCUGCUACUGGCUCACUAUUUGUGCAUAGAUGAUUUUCUGGUUUCUCUUCGCAGUAAUGGUUUGCUUUGGUAUAGCUUGUUCCCUUGCCACUGUAAAUUCCCUUGAUCUCAAGGGUGUUCAAACCUGUUGCCUGUUUGUGGCUAAAUGACUUAAAUAUAAGGCAUGUAGUUUCUGCUA